Messenger RNA from Raphanus sativus (radish), 2422 nucleotides. Its product is annotated as zinc finger CCCH domain-containing protein 66. The record is from RefSeq and is a predicted model, not a curated record. Lineage: Eukaryota; Viridiplantae; Streptophyta; Magnoliopsida; Brassicales; Brassicaceae. The transcript is spliced from 2 exons. Gene Ontology annotation, molecular function: metal ion binding; protein binding. Bases 396 to 2123 code for a protein of 575 amino acids.
UUUUUUUAUUCAAAUCGAGAGGUGAAAAUAAGAAAUAAAACGGAAAAAGACAGGGGAGAAGAAGAAAGAUGGAGAUGGUGGUGGUUUUAUUAUGAUUUUACUAACAUAGUCUAAGCUUCGUCUUAUUUUUUCUUUCUAUUAUGUUGACCUUAAGAAGAAAGUGACAAGGAUUAGUUGACAAAAAAAAAAGUGACAAGGAUUAUACAAAAAAAAAUUACUGGAGGAAAAAAAGUUGAAUUGUUUUUCAAUAAAUUGGGUAGUUUAAAAGGAAGUGAAGAGCGGUUUUGGUAGUGGUGGUGGUCGAGAAAGUAGAGAGCUUCCUUUUUUUCUUCUAUGCGAUCAGAUUUUCUCAGAGUGAGAUCGAUCGAGCGGGAAAGAUUAUUAUUUAUAUUGCCAUGGGAGAUGAUGAGCAGUCUCACCUCAAAUUCACCCUUCUGCUCGAAUCAGCAGCCUCCAAUGAUCUCUCCGGCUUCAAGUCUCUAAUCGAAGAAGAGGGUCUCGAUACGGUUGAUCGGUCUGGUUUGUGGUACGGGAGGAGGUUAGGAACAACGAAGAUGGGUUUUGAAGAGAGAACUCCUCUUAUGAUCGCUGCCCUUUUCGGAAGCAAAGAGAUCGUUGAUUACAUAAUCAGUACCGGUCUUGCGGAUGUGAACCGCUCUUGCGGCUCUGAUGGUGCCACAGCUCUUCACUGCGCUGUCUCCGGCUUGUCUGCGAAUAGCCUCGAGGUGGUUACCCUUCUCCUUAACGGUUCCGCGGAUCCGGAGUCUCGUGACGCGUUUGGUAACAAGCCUGUGGAUUUGAUGUUCCCGUGUUUGAGUCCGGUUUUUAACGGAAGGAAGAAGGUCUUGGAGAGAUUGUUGAAUGGAAGUAAUGAAGCUGAUGUUCAAGAACAAGAAGAAGAGGUUGAGGUUGAGGUUGGGGUUGAAGUCUUGCUUUCGCCUCUGAGGAAGGAGUAUCCAGUUGAUCCAACCCUUCCAGAUAUCAAGAACGGUAUAUACGGAACUGAUGAGUUCCGUAUGUACGCGUUCAAGAUCAAACCGUGCUCCAGAGCGUACUCGCACGAUUGGACCGAGUGUCCUUUCGUCCAUCCAGGCGAGAACGCGAGGCGGCGCGAUCCGAGGAAGUAUCACUACAGCUGCGUCCCAUGCCCCGAGUUUCGUAAAGGCUCUUGCUCCAGAGGCGAUUCUUGCGAGUACGCUCACGGUAUCUUCGAGUGCUGGCUUCACCCCGCUCAGUACAGGACGCGUCUCUGCAAGGACGAGACGAACUGCUCGAGGAGAGUUUGUUUCUUCGCGCACAGACCCGACGAGCUCCGUCCCUUGUACACUUCGACGGGGUCUGGUGUUCCUUCCCCGCGCUCUUCCUUCUCGUCUUGCAACGACAUGGGAGGACCGAUAAGUCCGCUUCCUCCGUUGAGUCCUAACGGUGGAGUGCUGACCACGCCUCCUUUGAGUCCUAACGGUGUUCCGUCUCCUAUAGGUAGUGGUAAGCCGUGGAUGAACUGGCCUAGCGUUACUCCUCCUACGCUGCAGCUUCCGAGGAGCAGGUUGAAGUCGGCGUUGAACGCGAGAGAGAUCAACUUCUCCGAGGAGAUUCAUCAGAGGCUUUCUUCUCCAGGUGGUAGAUGGAACAACAACAACACAGCUGCUUCACCUCCCUUCUCUGGAAACGGCAUGAACAGGCUUGGGAGUGGAGGAAUCAGCCCGGUUCAUAGCCUAAGCGAUAUAUUCGGGGCUAGCAGUCUCUCCUCGUCCCCAGUAGGAGCUAAUUAUCAGUUCUCAAUUGCUAACCAAAGAAGCCAGAGCUUCAUUGAACAACGCAGCAACGCACUGAAUCAGCACUAUCCCUCCAUGAACACUACUACUUGUUUAGAUGAUUGGGGAUCACUGGAUGGAAAGCUUGACUGGAGCGUCAACGGAGACGAGCUGCAAGAGCUCAGGAACUCCACUUCUUUCCGUCUCAGAGCCGGUGCCAUGGAGUCAAGAGAGACCAUGGAAGGAGGCGAGCUAGAGGAACCAGAUGUCUCUUGGGUGGAGCCGCUGGUGAAAGAGCCGCAGGAGACCAGGGUGUCUCCGGUUUGGAUGGAGCAAUCAUACAUGGAGACAGAACAGACCGUGGCUUGAAUCAAAAGUUUUGAAACAUCAUUUAACAAAUAAGCAGAAGAAAACAAAAGAGAGUCUUGAAAAUUUCUGAGGUCGUUGCUAAUCUUAAUUACAUUUGUUGUUUAAAUGUUUCUUUCUUUCUUUCUUUUAGAAUAAGAAUAAAAAAAAUUUCUUGGGGACAAAAGAGAGUUUGUUUGUCUCUCUCUUUGUCUCCAUAGAAAAAAACAGAGGUUGAUUAAGGUUUCUAAAACCAAAAGAAACCUUAACUCACCUCACUUCCUUGAUUCUUUUCAUAUUUAAUCAAAUUUCCUUUAUAAUUA